AAUCACAAUAAUCAUCUUUGGUAAAAGGGGGGCUGCUACUUUUAAGUAAUAAUGCUACUAAUUAUUAGGCCUAAUUAAUUCUUCAGAGUGAGAAGAGAUAUACUACUAAUAACGAGGGUGAGUGGUGGUAAUUGUCAAAAAUCUGAUGUACCGAUCGACCAUUCAGAUCACGAUUAUCUUCUCCAGCCCCCAACUCAACUCAACUCAUCUCAUCUCAGCUGCUGUCAGCUGAGCUGAGAGCUAAGCUGAGCUCAACCCAACUCAGGUAGAAAGAAUUAGCCAAUACUCCACCGCCAAAUCCGUCUCCACCUCCUCGUGCUCCUCCCUCACCAACCCCCACCAGAUACCUCUGCUCCCAAGUCAUCUUCUGAUGCCAUGGACAGCAGCAAAGAAGACCCCAACAAACUCUCUUCCUCUCUCCAAGACCCCACUCCCACCCAACCUCUCCUCUCCAAGCCUUAUCCUCCUCCUCUAGACCACCCCGCAUCACCCGUACCCGCUACCCUCCGCCCCACCACAUCCCAACCCAGCGAUGACCACUCCCAGCUCCUCCAGAUCUCCUACAAUUACGGCCCCCGCCCCUUCAAAGACUGGCCCUUCCUCCUCCUCUUCUCUCUCCUCAUCCUCGCCACCUUCGCUUUCGGCAUCUUUGCCUCCGUCCACAGGAACCCCCACCACUCCCAAGUCUCCUCUUUUUUCUACAAUUCCACCUCCUCCACUUGCGCCCUUCUCGAAGUUACACAACCCUCCUUUUUUAGCAACCCAAUUUCGAUUAACGCUUUAAAAUCGAGUGUUUUGAAGAGCUUGAUAUGGACCCUUGUCAUCACCUUAAUUUUGAGCGUGCCCUUUGUUUUGUUUGUACUUUUGUUGCUCAAGCAUUACACCAAGCAGCUAGUGUACAUAUCACUUCCUUUCUUUGUGAUAGUUCCUGUGUUUCUGGAUAUCUACUGGUUUGUUGCUUGCCAUGUCAGCUCUAGAUGUAGCGAGGCUCUUCCUUUAGCCUAUCGAAUUUUGAUUUUUGUUUUCAUAUUGCUGAUAAUUGGGGUGGUAAUCUGGAUUUUUGUAGUCAAUUGGCAUCGGAUUGAGUUGACCAUUAACAUAAUUGGGGUGGCUGCAAAUGGGCUAUGGCAGAAUCUGGGGUUGUUUGGGGUGCUCCCAGGAUUGACUUCGGGGUUAUUUUUAUAUUAUGCACCCAUUGUCGUGUUCUUGGUUUUUGCUAGAUUCAAUGGGAAGAUUGUGCCCAAGGAAAAGAAUGGUGAAUACUAUUGUGUUUGGAAACAGGACGGUUGGGUACCCGCUUAUUAUGCCUUGGCCAUUUUGACAAUGCUUUGGUCUGCUACAGCAAUGAUUGAAGCUCAAGUUUAUGUCAUUAGUGGGACUAUAGCUCAAUGGUACUUCUCCAAGGAUUAUGAUAGGCCCAAGAAAAGUUUAAGAAGCGCCUUGAGAAAUGCAUUUGGACCCUCCUCGGGCACGGUAUGUUUAUCUGGAUUGCUUGUCGGUGUUGUUCGCUUUGUGCGAGCAAUGGUUGACAAUGCAAGGAAUGAAGAUGCUUCUGGAAUUGUGAACCUAAUCCUACGGUGCUGUGUGAAUGCCCUAAUGGCAGCAUUUGACUUUCUUAAUAAGUUCACUAUAAACUUUGCAGCUAUAACUGGUGAAGCUUACUGCACCUCUGCAAGGAUGACCUAUGAACUGUUGAAGCGCAAUCUUCUCUCAGCCGCUUUUGUGGAGACUGUCUCCACUCGUGUUCUGGCAGGAAUAAUUUUUGUUCUUUCAGUACUAUAUGCUAUAGUGGUCUGUCUUAUAGUAAGAGCUGUUGGGCAUCUUGGUGUGGAGGCGUACUUCGUUGCUGCUAUGGCAUGGCUACUGCUCUUGGUGGUGUUGGGCUUCUUUGUGCAUGUGCUGGAUAAUGUGAUUGACACCGUAUAUGUGUGCUAUGCCAUUGAUAGGGACAAGGGUGAUGUUUGUAAACAAGAGGUUCAUGAAGUUUAUGUUCACCUCCCAAUAAGUAGGAGCCAGAGAUCAGCGUUUAGUGCUAGAACACCAAUGGUUGUAUAGAGUUUACGUUUUCUUGUGUCUGUAUUAAUUUUGUACUUGGAUGUUUAACUGCGUGGCGGAAAGAUUGUGCAUAUGUGUUUGUUAGUUCAUUUGACUCCUUUCAACAGAGGUAGAUUCAAUAAGAAAACAAGGCUUUCUUGAAGAAG
Coffea arabica (coffee) is the source of this 2201-nucleotide messenger RNA. RefSeq lists its product as uncharacterized. The record is from RefSeq and is a predicted model, not a curated record. Gene Ontology annotation, biological process: transmembrane transport. Gene Ontology annotation, cellular component: membrane. Gene Ontology annotation, molecular function: transmembrane transporter activity. NCBI's taxonomy places the organism in Eukaryota, Viridiplantae, Streptophyta, Magnoliopsida, Gentianales, Rubiaceae.